This is a messenger RNA of Onthophagus taurus, 1875 nucleotides long. It is a transcript of the gene Gad1, whose product is annotated as glutamate decarboxylase. Lineage: Eukaryota; Metazoa; Arthropoda; Insecta; Coleoptera; Scarabaeidae. Gene Ontology annotation, biological process: GABA biosynthetic process. Gene Ontology annotation, molecular function: glutamate decarboxylase activity; pyridoxal phosphate binding. Gene Ontology annotation, cellular component: cytoplasm. The record is from RefSeq and is a predicted model, not a curated record.
UUGCACAGCAUCCACAAGAAGCUUCACCAUGCCUAACACCUCCAACUACAAGCUGAACGCGGCUAUUGCUAACUCCAAGUAUACAGACCUAUUGCCAUACAAAGAUGGUUCAACAACCAAUGAAUUCCUUCAAAGAAUCGUCGACAUCCUUUUGGACUUCGUCAAAGCCACCAACGAUCGUAAAGAGAAGAUUUUAGACUUUCAUCAUCCUGAGGAGAUGCAAAAUCUUCUCGAUUUAAAAGUUCCAGAAAAAGGUGUCACUCUCCAACAGCUUGUUAAUGAUUGUGCAACAACUCUUAAAUAUCAAGUAAAAACAGGACACCCGCAUUUCUUCAAUCAGUUAUCUUGCGGUCUUGAUCUUGUAUCUAUGGCUGGGGAAUGGCUUACCGCAACAGCCAACACGAAUAUGUUUACGUACGAGAUCGCUCCAGUUUUUAUUUUAAUGGAAACUGUGGUUAUGACUCAUAUGAGAGAAAUUAUCGGGUGUAACUGGAAAAACGGUGACUCGAUCUUAGCUCCAGGGGGAUCAAUAUCGAAUCUAUAUGCUUUUCUCGCAGCUAGACACAAGAUGUUUCCCAACUAUAAAGAAAAAGGAAUUGCUACGAUUCAAGGUCAGCUGGUGAUGUUUACAUCCGAUCAGAGCCAUUAUUCCGUGAAAUCGUGUGCUUCAGUUUGCGGCUUGGGAACCGACAAUUGUUUGAUGGUUCCGUCGGACGUUAACGGCCGAAUGAUUCCAUCUGAACUCGAAAAACUCAUCGUCGAACGGAAAGCAAAGGGCCACAUCCCAUUUUUCGUUUGUUGCACUUCAGGUACAACCGUUUUAGGUUCUUUCGAUCCAAUCAACGAAAUUGCCGAUAUUUGCGAAACAUAUGGCUUGUGGUUACACGUAGAUGCUGCUUGGGGUGGAGGACUUUUACUUUCUAAAAAAUACAGGCAUCCACGUUUAAGCGGCGUCGAAAGAGCUCACUCUGUAACUUGGAACCCCCAUAAACUACAAGGAGCUUUGUUACAAUGUUCAACGAUUCAUUUCAAAGAAAACGGGUUAUUGUUGAGUUGUAACUCCAUGUCGGCCGAUUAUUUGUUUAUGCAAGAUAAACUUUACGAUAUCCAGUACGAUACCGGCGAUAAAGUAAUUCAAUGUGGGCGUCAUAAUGACAUUUUCAAAUUGUGGCUGCAAUGGAGAGCUAAGGGCGAUGAAGGUUUCGAAAAACAUAUGGAUCGUUUAAUGGAACUUUCUGAAUAUAUGGUGAAAAGAAUUAAAGAGCAACCCGAUAAAUUUUAUCUUAUCAUGGAACCUGAAAUGGUCAAUGUCAGCUUUUGGUAUAUUCCAACAAGAUUAAGGAAGAUGCCUCAUACUUCAGCAAGAGAGGCGGAAUUGGGAAAAAUCUGUCCGAUUUUAAAAGCUCGUAUGAUGGAAAGUGGGACAUUAAUGGUCGGUUAUCAACCGGAUGAUAGAAGGCCGAACUUUUUUAGAAACAUUAUAUCUUCAGCUGCGGUCAAAGAAAGCGACGUCGAUUUCCUCUUGGCUGAAAUGGACCGACUUGGACACAACCUAUAAGUAACACCAAAGAUAGUUGUUGACCAUAUAUAGAUUAUAUCAUUACUUUCAACACAAAUAUUACUCUUUAAAAAAAUCGUACACUUAUAUCUGUACUUGGAUGUUCUUUUUUGAUCGAUUGAAACAAAAUCUCUUUUAUUUGUUAAAAAUGGUUAAAUAAAAUGAUUGGGAUUGAAAUUUUGGAAAAGCAUCAAGUGUAUUUGAUGAAUUAGUUGCUUCUUUUAGAUGUAAAACAUAUCAAAUCGUUAACAUAUCAUUGUUAAAUUUUAUUUUAAAAUUGAUUGUUACGCAGAGUGUUUUUGUUUUUAAGAAAAAAU